Messenger RNA from Saccharomycopsis crataegensis, 228 nucleotides. It is a transcript of the gene SMX2, whose product is annotated as mRNA splicing protein SMX2. The coding region runs from base 1 to 228 and encodes 75 amino acids. The transcript has a single exon. Gene Ontology annotation, biological process: spliceosomal snRNP assembly; mRNA splicing, via spliceosome. NCBI's taxonomy places the organism in Eukaryota, Fungi, Ascomycota, Saccharomycetes, Ascoideales, Saccharomycopsidaceae. Gene Ontology annotation, molecular function: RNA binding. The record is from RefSeq and is a predicted model, not a curated record. Gene Ontology annotation, cellular component: U1 snRNP; U2 snRNP; U12-type spliceosomal complex.
AUGGUCAGCGCCCCAGAACUAAAGAAGUACAUGGACAAGUCCCUCAGCAUCCAGCUCAACGCUAACCGCAAGAUCACUGGCACCCUUAGAGGCUACGACGUCUUCUUGAACUUGACCCUCGAAAACACCAUCCACAUCGACCCUGCCACCGGCGACAAAGUACAGAUAGGAACCUCUGUUGUCAGAGGCAACAGCAUCCAAUCGAUCGAAGUGUUGGACAAGAUAUAG